AACGUUUACAUUCACAACAACAUCAGCCAUACCAUGGCAUCAAAACUAAAAAGCCAUGUAUUGUCAGCAUUCAAGAUGCACGGGUUUACAUUACGAAGUGAGUCCAGUAAGUACUUGGUAGAAGUCCUGGGGUCUGUGGAAGAUGACCAGAGAGAAGAAUGCCUCGACAAAAUCAUAGAAACUAUACAGAAGCAGCCAUUGUCCAGUUCACUUAUUACCAAAGCCACAUGUGAAACAGCUGUUCAGGAGUGCAACGCCGAGCAUGAUGAUGAAGGAGAAAAUGUGCUGUGUGUCAUUGAUGCCUUCUCUGUCCCUCGACUAUCCUAUGUCGCUGAUCGCAAGAAAUUCAUACACAAUAAGACGUUACAGCUGGGCAGCCCCAGUCUACAUGGGACCGCCUCAGACAAAGCCACGCUAUUUAGGGACAGAUAUACAAUACUCUACCAGCGGACACAGCGACAUGACCUGUUUACACCACCAGCUAUCGGAACCCAGGAGGAAAAGUCCAAAAAGUUUAAGCUGAAGCCAAUCGAGUUUUUACUGGGCAGUAACACUAAGCUAGGAGAUAUUAUUGUACUUGGAAUGUUAACACAGCUUAAAGAGGGUAAAUGGUACUUGGAGGAUCUGACAGGAGCUGUUGCUUUAGACCUCUCUAAAGCUAACUUCCACAGUGGCCUGUUUACAGAGAAUUGCUUUGUAUUGGCCGAGGGUUGGUAUGAAGACUCGGUGUUUCAUAUAAACGCCUUUGGCUUUCCUCCUCCAGAACCUGCAAAGACUACAAGAAAUUAUUUCGGAAAUGUAAAUUUUUUUGGAGGAUUAUCCAACAUCAGUGUUAAAGGAUCCGUGAGACUUAAACAUAUUGAAGAGGAGAAUCCGGACGCCAUGUUUGUGUUCUUGUCUGAUGUGUGGCUUGACCAGGUCAAGGUCCUUGAGAUGUUGAGGGUGCUUUUUACGGGGUAUUCUGAAUUUCCACCAGUCUGUUUUGUUUUGUGUGGAAAUUUUCUGUCGGCACCACAUGGAGCCCAGCAUGCUAAAGUGUUAAAAGAGGCAUUCUCUAGUCUAACGGACCUGAUCAGUGAGUUCCCUACGAUAGCAGAAAACAGUCGGUUUAUCUUUGUGCCAGGUCCUCAGGACCCUGGCCCUUCAUCCAUUCUACCAAGACCUGCUAUACCAAGUUCCAUCAUUGAGGAUGUAAAACAAAAGAUUCCGUCGGCCAUCUUUACCAGUAAUCCAUGUCGGAUACAGUACUGUACUCAGCAUAUUGUAGUUUUCCGUGAGGAUAUUGUUACUAAGAUGUGUCGUAACUGUGUCAAGUUUCCAGAGGACGGAGAUGUACCCUCACAUUUUGCCAAGACCCUAAUAUCUCAGGGUCACCUGUGUCCCCUGCCACUCCACGUAUGUCCGGUGUACUGGUCACAUGAUGUGGGACUCCGGCUUUACCCUCUUCCUGAUCUUAUAGUGUGUGCAGACAAGUUUGACCCCUUCCAGCAAACGUCUGUUGAUUGUACAGUGAUGAACCCGGGAUCAUUUCCAAGGACAGACUUUGCUUUCAAGGUUUAUCUGCCAGCCAGUCGACAGGUCGAAGAUAGCAAGAUAGGAGGCGGUGACUCCUGAGGGAACCAGGAAUUGGAUAUUUUAUGGCUAGAAGAGAGGGUGGGGGUUAUUGAUGGAGAAUUUGAUAUAAUUCGACACGUAUCUAUCCAGGGCAGACUAGAUUAGUGGAUUUUAGAUUUCCUGGAUGGAUUGAUUCUUAUGUGGUAAAAGUGCUACAAUAAUGCUCGGGAAAGUUUCUAAAUAAAAACUGUUUGCCUGUAGACAGUAAUUAUUAUUAAUGAAAAACAAUCAUAUACAAUUGUAAUCAUGAGAUUUCUAAGGAUGUAGAUAGAAAUUUCUCAAAAACACUUAGAUAUGUAACAAUUUUAUACAAUCAUAUUGCAUGAGAUUUGUACAACUUCUAAAGGAUGAAGGUAGAAAUUUCUUGAAAACUUAGAUACAAAAGAAUUUCACAGAAUGAACUAAUGUACAAUAUUGACUAAAUGUUGUAAAGCCAUUCCAGUGUAAUUUGUAGCCAAUUUUCUAAUUAAUUUUCUGAAUUAUACAUUAUAAUUCUUAUAGGUUUUGGAACAGCUGACAGUCUUAUCCUGCUGAAUGCAUGUAUUGCCUUAUUUGGUAGUAAUUUUAUCCUAUAUUUGAGCUUUGAUCAAGGACUAUGCCAAAAUCAUACUACCACAGGAUGGGAGAGUUCAUUUUCUUUAUCAUUAUAGCCAUUCAAAUCUGAUGUUCGUUAUGAUUCUUUAUAAACAGACAUUAAUAAAGAGAGAGAACUUGGGGUUGUCAUUCUAAGUUCUGUAAAUGUACAUAUUUUAACAGAAAUGUUAUUUUAGUUGAAAAGUUUAAAUAAUGAUUCACUAAUACUUCAGUGACAAAUAAUAUGGGUUUGGUGAUUGAUCAUUAAUUCUCUAAUCUGUUAAAAUAUGAUAAUGGGCCAAAAUUAGAGUUCACCAAAAUAUAUAUUUUCACAGUAUCCAUGAUAAAAGCAAAUAUUCUGGUUGAAUCUCACCAAUAUAAUAAAAUUUGUUGUACACAGGUUUUAAUAUUGUAUAACUUUUCACAUAAUAUCAACAAAACUCUUAUAUGAAUCAAACACAUUUUACCAAUUUUAACCCCUUUCCCAUGUCAUUUAUAUGUACAGGGUAUUUGAAUGCCACAUACGUAGUGAUUUUAGUUUUCAUAAGUAUAAUAUCUUAUGUCAGUUGUAAAAUGAUUUCUAUUUCAUCAAAUGUAAAUAGCUGAAAAUUAUCUCUUAUUAUUUUAUAAUGUAUAAAAUUAGACAUUAUUUAUUUGCUAGGUUACUUUUGAAAUCAUUUGAUUAAAGGAGUUUGUAUGUUUAAUGAGAUAAUGUGUGUGCCCAGGGUUACUUCCCUUUACCAUAUCUAGUUUUAACGGUGCGCUCCUAGACACACGUCCUCAUGACCAUGAAACCUCUGGUUUUACAUGGGAUGUUUAAAUUAAAUUGAAAGCUGUGGAUGGUUCAAAUUGCCAUUUGUCUCUGAUCAGCUACUUUCUUCCAUCUGUAAACAAUCCUUGUUAUCGCUAUUCUUUGAGAAGUUCCAGAAGGAUCGGUCUCAAAUUUCAUAAUUGUGCAUGUUCAAUUUUGAGACUGAUCAAGAUACAAAAUGGCAGACAGGUGGCCUCUUUGAAUUUUGAAAGUUGAAGUUUGUUAUUACGUUUCUCUGAGGAUCUUUGGAAAUUAUGGAAAUUAUUUAUAGGUACUCCUUUGAGCUGUACAUGACUACUUUUCUUCUGAUCUGUCCCUAAAUUGAACAUACUCUGUGAUUACCACAUAUCAAUAAAUUAUUCAGAGGAAAGGAAAGUACACAAAUGUUCAAACUCACAUAGAACCACAUUAAACAGCAAUUGGCACCAAGAUCUCUCAGGGAUCUCUUGUAUUACUGGUAGAAUUAUCUACAAAUUAACUAGCAUACUGAUAUUUUUGGCCGUAUUGAUUAUUUUAGAAAGUAAAAUAGAAUAACUGUCAUCCCAAUAGAUUUUGGUGCCAAACGUGCAUUAUUACACAUAUUCUACUACAAAAGUUUUCUCCAAUUGGAAUGCUUUUGAUUCAGAGAAGACUGCUCUCACAAUCUACAGAUUGCAGAUCACCCAGAUAUUAAACUUGUGUCCAAUCUUGUUUACGCCAUUAUAUAAUAACUUAAGCCUGUAGAUUAUAACUGAGAACUCAGAUUCAAGGUCACACUGCAGAACUAAAGGUCAAACUGGAGAAGCUGAACUCUAUUUCACACUGGAGAACUCUUAGGUCACACUGGAGAACUCUAGGUCACACUGGAGAACUCUAGGUCACACUGGAGAACUCUAGGUCACACUGGAGAACUCUAGGUCACACUGGAGACCUUUAAGUCAUACUUAAGAGCUUUAGGUCACAUUAGAGAACUCAAGGUCACACUGGAGACCUUUAGGUCAUACUUAAGAGCUCUAGGUCACAUUAGAGAACUCAAGGUCACACUGGAGAACUCCUAGGUCUCAGUGAUGAACUCUAGGUCACACUGGAGAACUCUAGGUCACACUGGAGAACUCUAGGUCACACUGGAGACCUUUAGGUCAUACUUAAGAGCUCUAGGUCACAUUAGAGAACUCAAGGUCACACUGGAGACCUUUAAGUCAUACUUAAGAGCUCUAGGUCACAUAAGAGAACUCUAGGUCACACUGGAGACCUUUAAGUCAUACUUAAGAGCUUUAGGUCACAUUAGAGAACUCAAGGUCACACUGGAGACCUUUAGGUCAUACUUAAGAGCUCUAGGUCACAUUAGAGAACUCAAGGUCACACUGGAGAACUCCUAGGUCACACUGGAGACCUUUAGGUCAUACUUAAGAGCUCUAGGUCACAUUAGAGAACUCAAGGUCACACUGGAGAUCUAACAUAAACGCUCCAUACCUCACUGAUCUGCCAAUGUAAUAUUCAGUCUUUUAACCAAGAUUUGUAUAUGAAACAAACAAAAAUCCUUAAAAAAUGUACAUAUUAUUUUUCUGUGUAGAUACAUGGUUUUACUAAGUGCAUUUUUUUUUUUUUUUUUUUUAUAGGCAGACAGGGCAUUUAUUAGGUUGAAUAAAGUAAGUCUGGCACUUCAAGAUAUCCAUUAUAAAUCCAGGAACUUGUUAAACUUCACUGUAAAAUAAAUACCCGAGAAGGUAAAGUGAUUAAUUCAUUCAUUGUAUUGUUCAUACAUGAUUACCAUUAUUUUCUUAUAUGAUUAAAAUCUACAGUUAGAUUUAUUUAGGCAAUAUUUUCUACUGUUGGGCACAUUACCAAACAUGGACCUAUUUCUGGCAUAAUGAUGAACAUUUCAUUCUCAGAACUGAUGUAAACUUCUUUUUUUUUUAAAGGUUAACCCAGUAAGUGCAAAAUUGAUUGAAGUUUUUGGAGUAUCAUUCUCAAGAUGGAGGAAAUUGAUAUUAAAUAUCUGUUAUAUAAUAAAAUGGUUGUAUUAUUAUACUGGAAAUUGGUUUUUACUAUUAGACAUUAACAGCCUGUUCCUGAUGUUAGGAAUAAGGGAUAGGAAAAUUAAAUUUAUAAUUUGAUAACUCAUUCAGUUUAUCAUCAAGCUUCAAAAAAAACAAUCUCCAAAUUUUACUUCAGAAAAAUGAAUUUAACCAAGUUGAAAGGUAAUUUCAUCUUUUACAAUUUAAAUAUUUCUACAGCUAUGUUCGAGUUGAAGGUUACUGGUAAUGUUAUUAAGUGAGGGAGGAUAUUAAUGUAUGAUAGUAAUACAAAUGUAUUCUGCUGUGCAGAAAAGUAAAUAAAUCAUCUGUCAACUCGA
Messenger RNA from Pecten maximus, 5333 nucleotides. Its product is annotated as DNA polymerase epsilon subunit 2-like. NCBI's taxonomy places the organism in Eukaryota, Metazoa, Mollusca, Bivalvia, Pectinida, Pectinidae. Gene Ontology annotation, biological process: error-prone translesion synthesis; DNA-templated DNA replication. The transcript has 18 exons. Gene Ontology annotation, molecular function: DNA binding. The record is from RefSeq and is a predicted model, not a curated record. Gene Ontology annotation, cellular component: epsilon DNA polymerase complex. The coding region runs from base 34 to 1614 and encodes 526 amino acids.